CAGCCAAACCGCCAAAGAGAGAGACGCGCAUGGAAAAGUGUGGAAAACUGCUGUGAUUCUUCUCCCAGUGUCUUGAGAAAAGGUGUUCUUUUGCUCUGCUGUGGAUUUUCCGCGAAUGCUCGAGCAUUCUUUCAAGGAUAUAAUCUCAGGAGAGCCGCAAUCUGCAAAGGAUUCGCCAUGGUUGCGCAUCAGACGCUUGACCGAGCCUACAAUCUAGAGCUGCUCAGCUACUUGUCCAUCAUCGUCGCCGGAAGUCUCAUUUAUGCCCUGUCUGGAUAUCUGAAGCUGCUGUUCGUCGCCCUGAAGCUUCCCGGGCCGCCGGCGAUUCCCUUCAUCGGCAACAUCUUGAUGAUCGGCGACAAGAAUGUUAUGGCAAACGAUGCGGCGAAGGCGUUCUCCUUAUAUGGCACACUCAUCCGAAUCUGGGUGACAAUUGUGCCGGCCUUCAUUGUCCUCGAUCCGCAGGAUCUGCAGACAAUCCUGUCCUCGCGCAAGCACACUGGCAAGACAUUCUUCUACAAACUCCUCCACAAUUUCCUCGGCAACGGCUUGAUCACGAGCAGUGGAGAUAAAUGGAGCGUUCAUAGGAAACUCAUUCAGCCCAGCUUCCAUCUCAACAUCCUGGAGAAGUUCAUCGGCACAUUCAAUGACAGUUCUCAGUGUCUUCUGGACAAAUUCCAGGCCGUUGAGGGCGAAAUCAACAUCACGGACUUUGUCAACAACUGCGUUCUCGACAUUUUGAAUGAAGCGGUUCUGGGCGUUCCAGUGUUUCGCAAAGACAAAGACAUGGAAAAAUCUCCGUUUAGACAAGGAAAAGUCGUGAUGCCUUAUCGCGUGACACGUCCGUGGCUUUUGCUGAACUGGGUGUACAAGAUGACGGACACAGCGGCUUCUGAGCUGAAUCAGAAGAAACAACUGGACAAUUUCACGCGCAAAAUGAUUCAAAUUCGGCGCGAAGCCAAGAAAUCCGGCAAUCUUAGCGAGAGGAAGUGUCUUCUCGACUACCUGAUCGACAUUUCCGACCAAGUGCCGGAGUUCACGGAAGAGGACAUCAUCAACGAGGCGUGCACUUUCAUGCUGGCCGGUCAGGAUUCCGUGGGCGCCGCCGUGGCGUUCAGCUUCUUCAUGCUGGCGCAGAAUCCCGAGUGCCAGCGGAAGUGCAUCGAGGAGAUCGAUUCCAUCUUCGACGGGGACACUCGAGCGCCAACUAUGAGGGAUUUGAGAGAAAUGCGCUAUCUUGAGCAAUGCAUUAAGGAGACCCUGCGAUUGUAUCCCAGCGUGCCACUCCUGGCCAGGCGUCUGGGCGAGGACGUGCGCAUUGGAGAGCACAAUCUCGUGGCCGGAAGUCACAUCUUCAUCGUCCCCUAUGCCAUCCAUCGGCUGCCCUACAUCUAUCCCGACCCGGAGAAGUUCGAUCCCGAUCGCUUCCUGCCGGAAGAAGUGGAGAAACGCAAUCCUUACGCCUUCCUGCCAUUCAGUGCCGGACCUCGCAACUGCAUAGGACACAAAUUUGCCAUCCUCGAGAUGAAGACUGUCAUCUCGAAGAUCCUGAGGCACUUCACGCUGCAUUCAGUGGAGGGAAAGCAGGCUCUUCAUCCCUCUUUCCGCGUCACUCUCAGAGCCACAGGCGGACUUUGGAUCCGGCUAGAGCGGCGGGACAAGAUUUAACAGCUUCUGCACUUCUCUCUAAGCACGGU
Molecule: messenger RNA, 1697 nt
Organism: Phlebotomus argentipes
Lineage: Eukaryota; Metazoa; Arthropoda; Insecta; Diptera; Psychodidae
Gene: Cyp4aa1
Product: probable cytochrome P450 4aa1
Exons: 5
Coding region: 178-1668 (496 amino acids)
Molecular function (GO): heme binding; iron ion binding; monooxygenase activity
Source: RefSeq, a predicted model, not a curated record